Rosa chinensis is the source of this 681-nucleotide messenger RNA. RefSeq lists its product as uncharacterized. The coding region runs from base 1 to 681 and encodes 226 amino acids. The record is from RefSeq and is a predicted model, not a curated record. The transcript has a single exon. NCBI's taxonomy places the organism in Eukaryota, Viridiplantae, Streptophyta, Magnoliopsida, Rosales, Rosaceae.
AUGGCCGGCCUCGGGAAUGAUUCUGUGGCAUCGUUGCGGCAGGCAGACUCGACUCUGGUGGCCCUCGGGGAUGCAGGGGCUGCAGCGUUUCAGGAUCACCAUUGGUACAUGGUGGGACGAUUGUUGGCACCGAAAACGGGUUUUCCAAGUUUCAAGGGUACCAUCUCCAAUAUCUGGCAUCUCAGAUCAGGCCUUACCAUUCAAGAUGCUGGUGAGCGGUUUGUGUUUCAAUUUGAGGACGAGUCUGUGCGCAAUCGCAUUAUGCAUGGGGGUCCUUGGUUUUAUCGCAACACGAUGCUAGUUGUGGGAGACUAUGAUGGACUUUGCCUGCCGGAGACGGUGGCUUUGAAUAUGAUGGAGACAUGGGUGGUGGUGCGGGGUCUUCCUCUUGCCCUGCGGAACAAGGUAGCGCUUAAUAUGGUGGGUGCGACACUAGGGCAGGCGGUUAGGAUGGAUCUGACAGCUCUGAAAAGGAAGGAAGAAGAGCAGAGGAUCAAGGUCGUGUUUGAUGUUCGCCACCGGAUUCGAUCUUGGAAAGUGGUUGAAUUUUCUCCGGUGGUGCGACCAGAGUUAACUUUCAUAUAUGAGAAGGUUAAGGGCUAUUGUCGUGAUUGUGGUUUGUUUAUCCAUAAUGCGAUGGGCUGUGAUACAAUAUUGAUCAAAGAAAAGGAGGAGCUUUAG